This is a messenger RNA of Impatiens glandulifera, 1458 nucleotides long. Its product is annotated as GRAS family protein RAM1-like. The record is from RefSeq and is a predicted model, not a curated record. Lineage: Eukaryota; Viridiplantae; Streptophyta; Magnoliopsida; Ericales; Balsaminaceae. The transcript has a single exon. Gene Ontology annotation, cellular component: nucleus. Gene Ontology annotation, biological process: regulation of DNA-templated transcription. Bases 21 to 1385 code for a protein of 454 amino acids. Gene Ontology annotation, molecular function: sequence-specific DNA binding; DNA-binding transcription factor activity.
AUCUAUUUCUUUCUUGGAAGAUGGAAACUCAAGGCGGUGAUGAGGAGCCCUUGAGCCUCCGGCUCACCAUCGCAAGGGAUUCAAACUAUGAAAAGAAGAGGAAAAGGAAGAGAAUAGACUACAUUGAUUCCUUGAAUUUGAGCUCCCCACGCGAAGAGAAUAUAUUCGGCCUCCUUCGACUAAGAGAACAAAUAUUCAAGAAAAACAAUAACAUAAAAGGUUACGAGGUUAAGGAUGUGAAAGGACUCCACUUGAUUCAAUUGUUGCUGAUGUCGGCUGCUUCAGUAGAUAAGAAUAAUAUUGACUUGGCUUUCAAGAAUUUGAUUGACCUAUACGGGCAUGUGUCGCUCACCGGAGACUCCGUCCAACGGAUGGUUGCACACUUUGCGGAUGGCUUGGUUGCCCGUGUCCUCACCGCAAGGUCUCCCUUCUAUGACAUGCUAAUGAAGGAACCAACCCAAGAAGAGAAGUUAAUGGCGUUCAUACAUCUUUAUAGGGCUUCUCCAUUGUACCAAUUUGCUCAUUUCACAUCUAACCAAGCCAUUAUUGAGGCUUUCGAAAAGGAGGAAGAAAGAAACAAUAGGGCAUUGCAUGUUAUUGACUUUGACAUCUCUUAUGGUUUGCAAUGGCCUUCUCUCAUGCAGUCCCUUGCGGAGAAAGCAACCUCCACCAACCCUAUAUCACUUCGAAUAACAGGGUUUGGUGAAACCAUAGAACAACUUAAGGAGGUGGAGGCGAGGCUCAUCAGCUUUGCCGAAGGAUUUUUCCAUCUAGCUUUCGAGUUUCAAGGGUUGUUAGGUGGAUCCCAAUCCGAGCUUUUAAAACUAGUGAAACAUAAAAAUGAGACCGUCGCAAUUAAUUUGAUGUGUUACCUUAAUACCACACGUAGUUUCACUAAUGUGUCUGAGAUCUUGAGCUCCUCACGUUCACUUAAUCCCUCCAUCGUAUUCUUGGUGGAGCGAGAGGGGAGCUGGAGCCAACGAGGAUUCUUGAAGACAUUCAUGGACUCUUUGCAUUAUUUUGCGGCUAUAUUUGAUUCUUUGGAGGAAUGUCUUCCCCUCGAUAACCCACAAAGACUAGACAUUGAGAGGAAUCACCUAGGAAGAGAGAUCAAAUGGGCAAUGAAUGAUCAUUACAAGGAGGAGGAGGAGACUUGGAAGGAUAGCAUGGAGAGGAAAGGGUUUGAGGGGAUAGAGCUAAGCUCAAGGACAAUUAUGCAAGCAAGACUUCUUGUGAAGAUUAGAAGUCAAUGCAAUGGGCCAAGUCAAUUGAAUGUUGAAAGAGGAGGAGGAUUUAGGGUUUCUGAGAGAGAAGAUGGUAAAGCUAUCUCUUUGACAUGGCAAGAGAGGUGUCUUGUGACAGCUUCUGCAUGGAGUUGUAUAUAAUACAUAUUAUAUUUAUUCAGUUAUAAUACAUCUUUUUUAUACUUCUCCUAUUCACAAAAUUGGGCUGCUUAUU